UUCGGGAUUCAUCUGAACCUUUCUCGAAGGAUUCGGAGAUUCAGCCAAAUAUCAAAUAGUGGAUUUGGUGCAUCCCUAAUUUGCAGUGAUGAAGUCCUUCGAUGUAACUAUGUUGAACGUGGGACAGUGCCACGUGAUAAAGAACUGAUCUGUAAAAUUAUGCUCCAUUCAGAACUAUGAAUGGAAUAUUUUCGCCCUCAUAGUUCAACCACUGGAAAGGGUGGUCUUUAACCCUGGAUCUCUGGCAUUUCAGUUGAUUUAUGUGUUGAAAAUCAAUCAGUGAAUCGUGGCAAGAUGCAUCAGUACAAAAUUAGAAUUUCCAGGUGUCUUAAAUUUGUGUUUUGAAAUAGAAAUGGACUUGGCACUGGAGAUUCUUUUUGUAUCUCUUGGGGGGAAGCCAGUGCUUGCACCAUUCACUGGUAACAUUCCAGGGGUCACUGGCAGAACAGGAUAGUAAGUUGCCCUUUUCUGGUUGAGCAGUGGUUAGUAAUACCGGGACUGUGCCCGUUGUGUUGCUUGCUGAAAGCUAAAGACAUUUUUUUUGCUUCCACAUUUCCAGUACAUAACAAUGGUGAUUAGUGUGUUUCCUUCCUAAAUUUCCUUAGAUAAAAGGAAUCAUUGCAGGGCAGUGUGGGAAAAUGUGACAGGCUGAUACAUCAUUACUCUCUUGGCAUCUCUGCUUCACUUUCUUUCUCUCCUACCUUUUUCCCUUCGCCUACUUUGUGUUACAAGCAGAGUGGGGAGUUGGCCAUCCUUUUCCCUCUCCACCCUUCCUUCAGGGAGGGGAUUGUAUUAGCAGCAGCUUGUCUCCCUCAGCCAGUUUACCAAUAUCUUCCUACCCACGGCUGGCUUAUUAGGUAAAGAAUCAUAGAAAUGUCUGUAUCCCUGGCGUGUUCCCUGAAGAUCGCUUGGCAAGUACACGCGAGGAGCAAGGGUCAAUUGCACCUCAGUACAGGCACGAGGCAGACUGAGAUGUAGAUCUGAUUGGCUGAAAUGGAUUGCUUCAAGGAACACUUGGGUCACAGCUGCGAUGUAUAAAUGAGAGUAAAGUGAGAGACCCCAGAUACCUGCAAUCAGCAGAAUGAAACACAUACAGAAUGGCCUUACCUGCGUAUUGCUGAUGAUUCUCUACGGAUUUGUUUUUAGUGACCCUGGCUAUCUUCUCCUGCGAGAAACUCAUCACGUAGCCCUAAGCAGGGAAUCUGUAUUUGUGGAAUAUUUUCUUUCAGGCAAUAAAAAUAAUACAGAGACAUAUAACGUGUCCAUCACUCUGUUGGAUAUAGGCAAUAAUCAGACAAUAACAAGCAAAGACAUUUUUGUUGACCAAUCACACGGUAGUUUAGAAUUUGAUUGUUCCCAUUUUAUCGCUGCUGGACUUUAUCAGUUCCAAAUAAUUUUUCCUGACGAGAAUCGGAGCAACGUUGACUGGAGGAGCAGCAUAUUGAACGUCACUUGGCCCCAGUUUCACAUUAAUUUGAACAGGACCUCGAAUAUAAGGUCGUUUCAAAUUGGAGUCUUCUCUAACGAGCAAUUUUGUCUCACGUUUCCAGACAAGCACCCUACAGUUUUAUUAGAGGUUGAACAUACGCACAGUUUUCAAGACCUGGAAGGAAUAAGCAGUGACAGAUUUAUGUUGUACAAAACCUACAAGGAAAUCCCUUUGUCUCCGUCCCAGUGGGUAGAAUUUGAAUGUGCAUCAGUACGACCUGAAGCUUUCAUCACCGUGUCCCUCAAACCCAUGUUUUCAGAAUCACUCAUGGCAUUCAUGGGCCCUGUUGAUCUAGUAAAAACGUUCAGGUAUAAGCUUGUUACAUUAGCAGAACAGAAGUGUGAUGCCUCAGUGAACGUAAACGUGAUACCUCCCCCGUGUAAUUAUGCAGAUGGGAAAGUUGUUGUGUACAAGGAAGUGCUGCGGGGCUCAGCUGAAACCAGCACCACUCUGGCAGAGAAUGUUCUACAAACAGGAGACAAGGUUGCUCAAUUCAACUGCACUUUAUUUGAUAUUGGAAGGAACAAGUACUGUUUUGAGUUCUUCAUUGCUUCUGGCAAGAUUUACUCGUUUCUUGGAGCCAAAGAAUGUGUGGGGAUAAGAAGAGAAAUAGAGUCAUGGGGUCUGUGGCAAUCGUGGAGUCCGUGCAGCGUCACGUGUGGAGAUGGCGAGAGGGAGAGAUUUAGGGAAUGCCUUACAACCUCAUCUGAAAAGCCUGCCUGCAAGGGACGGCCAAAGGAAACCUCACUCUGCUCCUUAGAGGAAUGCACAAGUAUAUCUGUGAAACCGUCAAGCAAGACAACUACGUAUUCUAAGGAUACUAAAACAAGCAAUACUGUGACUAUUGCAGGCAUUUCUCUGUGCCUGACUAUUAUCAUCAUUACCAUUGUAAUUACUCUAUGGAGGAAGUUUCACAAGACUCAGAAGUGCAGCUCGACAGUGAAACACAACGCUACCCAUUCAGGCAAUGGGCGCAAGAAUUCAGAUGAAGAAAACAUUUACCAGAUGAGGGAAAGCUUCUCUGAUAUGGGAGAAGGUCUCCAUGAGAAUGUAGAGGACACCGUUGACAUACCCUUGACAUACAGGCAAAGUAUGCGUGUUGCAGAAGAGAAAAAUGUACAGGAAAAUGAAAACUUGCAACCAAAUGUGCAGAAAAUAAUUCCUCCAAUUUUUAGUUACCGCCUUGCUCAGCAGCAACUAAAAGAGAUGAAACAAAGGGGUUUAACCGAAGGCACAAAGCUGUACCAUGUUUCUCCGAAUCCAAUGUCAGAUACAGCUGUAGAUGGCGCCUUGGCUCCUCCAUUAGUCACAGACAAUUGCGAAGAUAACAUUGCCAACAAAUUCCGGAUCCAGUCUCCAUUUAUAGAGCAGAGGAAUUUGAACCCCCAGUGUCACGGAGAAAGAUCAAAUCCCUUAUCUCCUUACCAAGGCACAAGCCCAUGCCAGACACUACCCCGUUUAUCCCAAUUUAUGAAUGAAGACCCCAAGAUACGGUCUGUUGAGAGGGCAUAUCACAAAAAUAAUAACUUUAGGAGAACCUCUAGUUUCCAUGAAACAAAGCACAACAAACCCUUCAGAGAAAGAAGCCUAUCAACACUUUCCCCGAGGCAGACAAUGGCAUAUAAUCCUAGGACCAGAACAUGGCAGUAUCCCACAGCUGAACGAGCUAAACAUAAAUCUAUAAGAGCUGACAAAAAUCCUGAAAAUCUUUCAAAAAGUGCUAGUUUUGCAGCUGACCCAGUUGACCUUUCCUCUAAAAACCUGUACAUGUGGCCGAGUGAAAGCAAACACGACUUAAUCAGCAGCCGACAUGCUGCAGCAAAAGCAUCAAUGCUUGAGAGACUAGAACAAAACCGGGUCAAGAAAGGUUCCUCCCCAAUUGAGAAGUCUUGGAACAGAGUGCAGGAUUAUUCUCCAACACCUAAAGACAGUUAUGAGAGGAGGAGUCCUUUCAGUCCUGCUCAAUACAGGAGAGAAAAGUGCCAAAGUUUCCCCCGGGCAACAGACUAUUCUUUCUAUGAUAAUUCAUCAUUCAGGCUCACUGAAGCAGAGCAACAGAUGAUUGACCUGCCUGGGUAUUUUGCCUCCAAUGAAGAGGAUGAAACCAGUACAUUAAGUAUGGAAAGGCUAGUUAUUUGACUUCAACACAAUCUUAGCCUAUAUGUAUUUGUAUUUUCCAUUAUACAAGUAGGUGAAGACACAUGUAACUGGGUCACUGGAACAGGUGCAGUGCACAUAUUGUAUGAGAAGUAUUUAGAAAAAAAAGAAACAGUAUUUUGUAUCAAGUUGUAAAGUGCCACGUUUUAGAAGAUUUUUUUUUUAUUGCAAAAAAUUGUCAACUACAUUAAAGGGGCUGAUUUACUAACAA
Molecule: messenger RNA, 3857 nt
Organism: Xenopus laevis (African clawed frog)
Lineage: Eukaryota; Metazoa; Chordata; Amphibia; Anura; Pipidae
Gene: thsd1.L
Product: thrombospondin type 1 domain containing 1 L homeolog
Exons: 5
Coding region: 1082-3628 (848 amino acids)
Cellular component (GO): cell periphery; cytoplasm
Source: RefSeq, a predicted model, not a curated record